Salvelinus fontinalis (brook trout) is the source of this 9107-nucleotide messenger RNA. RefSeq names its product microtubule-associated serine/threonine-protein kinase 3-like. Gene Ontology annotation, molecular function: magnesium ion binding; protein serine/threonine kinase activity; ATP binding. NCBI's taxonomy places the organism in Eukaryota, Metazoa, Chordata, Actinopteri, Salmoniformes, Salmonidae. Gene Ontology annotation, biological process: intracellular signal transduction; peptidyl-serine phosphorylation. The record is from RefSeq and is a predicted model, not a curated record.
AGUCAACGGAGGUCCCUCUUGACAGGAGUCGUAGAAGGAUGAAGUCGAGGAGAGACAAGCUGAAAAUCCCCUCCCUUACUUUGGAUUUGUCACCCACUUGCCAGAGCCCAACUCUACUGAGCCCAUGCAGCCCAUGCAGCCCCUGCAGCCCCUUACAAACCCUACAUCCCUGGAGUUGCCGGAGCGGCAACAGGAAGAGUCUUGGCCUGGGGACACCUUCGCCCACUCUGUCACGCCCUCUCUCCCCACUCUCCGUCCACACCGCUGCAAGCAGUCCCAUAGACAGCCCCCGAAAUGUGUCCACCAGUGCCUCCCUCAACUUCCCAUUUGCUCGCAGCCACAUGGCCCGUACUGACAGAGCGGAAGGCAGAAGAUGGUCACUGGCGUCCCUCCCCUCCUCCGGCUACGGAACCAACCCCCCCAGUUCCACCGUCUCUUCCUCCUCCUCUUCCCAGGAGCGCCUGCACCAGCUCCCCUACCAGCCCACUCAAGACGAGCUCCACUUCCUGUUCAAGCACUUCCGCAGCUCAGAGAGCGUAACCGACGAGGAUGUGCGACCCUCGCCGUUCAUGCGCCCCCGCUCCCGCAGCCUCAGCCCCGGAAGAACAAUGGGUUCAUUCGAUAAUGAGGUUGUCAUGAUGAACCAUGUUUACAAAGAACGGUUCCCUAAGGCCACAGCACAGAUGGAAGAGCGCUUGCUGGAUAUCGUCACCGCCUGCUCCCCAGACAGCACCCUCCCACUGUCCGAUGGCGUGCUGGGCUUCAUCCAGCACCAGCUGGUGGAGCUGGUCCGAGACUGCCUGGACAAGUCCCACACUGGCGUGGUCACUUCACGCUACUUUGUGGAGCUGCAGGAGAAACUGGAGAAGCUGCUCCACGAGGCGUACGAUCGCUCAGAGAGCGAGGAGGUAUCUGUCAUCACCCAGCUGGUGAAGAAGAUUCUCAUCAUCAUAUCCCGACCGGCGAGGCUGCUCGAGUGCCUGGAAUUUGACCCGGAAGAGUUCUAUCAUCUUUUGGAGGCAGCCGAGGGUCAUGCCAAGGAGGGCCAGGGCAUCAAGACGGACAUUCCACGUUACAUCAUCAACCAACUGGGCUUGACUCGCGACCCCCUCGAAGAUAUGGUACAGCUUGAGCAGUAUGAGUCCGCUCCGUCGAUGACAUUGGAGUCUGAUGAGUCUGUGGAGCAAAACAAGUGUCCCCAGGCACUCACCCCGACGCGAAGGAAACCACUGGAGAGUGACUUUGAAACCAUCAAGCUCAUCAGUAAUGGAGCCUAUGGGGCUGUAUACCUGGUCCGACACAGAGACACUCGGCAGCGUUUCGCCAUGAAGAAGAUCAACAGGCAAAACCUGGUCCUGAGGAACCAGAUCCAGCAGGUGUUUGUGGAGCGGGACAUCCUGACCUUCGCCGAGAACCCAUUUGUGGUCUCCAUGUUCUGCUCUUUUGAGACACGACGCCACCUGUGCAUGGUGAUGGAGUAUGUGGAAGGUGGGGACUGUGCUAACCUGCUGAAGAACAUGGGCCCGCUUCCCGUGGACAUGACCCGGAUGUACUUUGCUGAGACUGUGCUGGCCUUGGAGUACCUUCACAACUACGGCAUUGUUCAUAGAGACCUCAAACCUGACAACUUGUUGAUCACUUCUAUGGGCCACAUCAAAUUGACCGACUUUGGCCUGUCCAGAAUUGGCCUGAUGAACAUGACCACUAACCUUUACGAGGGUCACAUAGAGAAAGACACCAGGGAGUUCAUCGACAAACAGGUGUGUGGCACCCCAGAGUACAUAGCCCCAGAGGUGAUACUGAGACAGGGCUAUGGGAAGCCGGUAGACUGGUGGGCCAUGGGAGUCAUCCUGUAUGAGUUCCUGGUUGGAUGUGUGCCCUUCUUUGGGGACACGCCCGAGGAACUCUUUGGGCAGGUUGUCAGUGAUGACAUCAUCUGGCCAGAUGGGGAUGAUGCUUUACCUGCAGACGCCCAGGACAUGAUCACACGGCUGCUGAGGCAGAGCCCUCUGGAGCGCCUGGGGACAGGAGGAGCAUCUGAGGUAAAACAACACCCCUUUUUCUUACUUCUGGACUGGAACGGACUACUGCGACUGAAAGCCGAAUUCAUCCCUCAACUGGAAGCGGAGGACGACACCAGUUACUUUGACACUCGCUUAGAGCGUUACCACCAUUUGGCCUCAGAUGAGGAUGAUGAAACCAACGAUGAAGAGUCUUCCCUGGAAAUCCGUCAGUUUUCUUCCUGGUCAAACCGCUUCAGCAAGGUGUACAGCAGCACAGAACAUCUGGCCACACCGUCUAACCUGAGCUUCUCAUCGGACCGCAGCCACAGUGAGGACAAGGAGGGCUGGGAUGGGCGUUUCACACCCUCCCCAGGAGGAGACAUUCAGAGACAGGAACGCCAGCACCAAGAUCGCAGGGGCAGCCUGCGCCCUCGGGCAAUGUCCAAUUCCUUCCAUUCUGAGAGGGGGACCAGCCCCCUGGUGAUGAGCAGCACCCACAGUCUGGAGACCAUGCCCCGCUUCGCCUUCUCCACAGACGACGAAGCUGAGGUGGUAGUGUCAAACCUGCAUCGGAUCAGGAUUCGUAGCAACAGCACCGGGGCCAAACACUCUUCCCCCAGGAACCACAGAGCCCCCCAACGCUUUGGAAACCAGCUGGAGACACCAGAUAGACAGACACCAGACAGAACGAGGCUUGGGGGCAAAGUCCCCAAGUCUGCCUCCAUCUCCGCCCUGUCUCUCAUCAUCACUGCAGAUGAUAUGCCCGGCGGGCUCCAGCCCAGCCCCAUCUCUUCGCGCUCGCUCUCCUCCAAUCAUUCGUCCCGCGAUUCAUCCCCCAGCCGUGACUUGUCGCUUAGCCUCAGAAGCCUGCGGCCACCCAUUGUCAUCCACAGCUCAGGGAAGAAAUACGGCUUCACCAUGCAGGCCAUCCGCGUCUACAUGGGCGACAGCGACAUUUACACUGUGCACCACAUGGUCUCGAGUGUGGAAGAUGGCAGCCCAGCCCACGAGGCAGGACUGAGGGCUGGUGACCUCAUCACUCAUGUGAAUGGAGAGUCCGUGCAGGGUCUGGUUCACACAGAGAUGAUGGAGCUGCUUCUGAAGAGUGGUGGCAAGGUGGCCCUUCAGACUACUGCAUUUGAGAACACGUCUAUCAAGGUUGGGCCAGCUCGAAAGACCAGCCACAAGGGAAAGAUGGCAAGACGCAGCAAGAAAAGCAAAAGAAGGGACAAUCAGGACAGGCGGCGGAGCAUCCUGAAGAAGCUGUCCAAGCAGAGCACGGUGAUUCACAGCAGCCGCAGCUUCAACUCUGGACUGCAGCAUCACUCUGUGUCGUCCAGCGAGAGCCUGCCAGGCUCCCCCACACACAGCCUGUCACCUGGCCCCUCCACCCCCUGCCGCAGUCCUGCCCCCGACCACCAGGCUGCAGACACAAACUCUCCACAGAGCACUUCUCCCUGCUCCAGCUCUCCCAGCUCCCCGGCUGCACACAUCCGGCCCAGCUCCCUGCACGGCCUGGGCUCCAAGCUGAGUAUCCAGCGUUACACCAAGGUGGGUCGCCGCAAGUCCACCAGCAGCAUCCCCCCGUCCCCCUUGGCCUGCAACUCCUCUCCCCAGCCUCUGUCGCCCCAGCGCUCCCCUUCUCCCCUCCCUGGCAUCACCAAGACCUUCCACACAGUCCGUGGCAAGACUCUGUCGCCCCCAACCAUUGUCCGCCAUUGUGUGCGCCCCCGCAGCGCAGAGCCGCCCCGCUCUCCUCUCCUAAAAAGGGUGCAGUCGGCUGAGAGGCUCUCCAGCGCCUACCACGUUGACAAGAAGUCGUACCCCCACCGCAGGCACACGUUGGAGGUGCCUUUCCAGGGCGAGGGGGAGGACGUGGAGGUGGAGGGGGUCUGCGGCGGGGGGGUCUCCUACCUUGGGGACCACGGGAGGCUGCUGGGGGGUUACGGGGGCUGCCAGCGGCUGAGGGACUGGGCGGCGGAGCGCUCAGAGCAAUUGGUGGUGAUGAGGAAGCUCAACCUUUCGGAACGCCGUGACUCCUUCAAGAAGCAGGAGGCGGUGCAGGAGGUGAGCUUUGACGAGUCUGACGACCAGAAGACAAGCCCCACGUUCACCGUGAUGCUCACUGCCCCUGGAGCCAACCGGCUCCAGCAGAGGGCAGCCUCCUGGACGCCUAUGUCCCAACCCAGCGAGGAGGUGACUGAGGUGAAACGCUUCACCCUGGUGCCUCAGAUUGCUGUGCAGGGCUCAACGGAGAGUGAAGAGCAGGACGACUGGGAGCCGUGCUCAGACGGAGAGGAGGAGGACGGCGGCAAGAGACAGGAGCUCGAAUCUACCGAUAACAACAUUGGCACACAGCAGCUUGUUAAGGAUGUCUCUCUCACGGUGAACGUCUCCAGUAAGGCACCAGAAGCGACAGCUGCUUUGCACAAAGAUGCCUCUGAUAAGGUUGGGGAUACCGCAGUAGACUCUAGCCCCCAGAAAGGGAAGCUAAGGAAGUGACAUUUCCUUGAAUCAUUUCAUGCAGCACAUAUCUUCCAAGGAUGCACCUUGACACUCUCACUGUUGAAGGAAGGAAAUGUUUGGGCAACAGAGUGUUUCCCCGCCGAAGGAACUCAAACAAAUCGCGACAUUGAUUUUGUUUUGUAGAUUUCACUUGAUCCAGGAUAUUGUUUUGUAAAAAUGUAACACUAGGAAAUAGAUUGCACUUUAUUUCCUGGGUUUAUUUAUUACUUUUAUAAGCUAAGUGGAUUUUUGGGGCCAAAAAAGGAAAAUGUUAAAUUGAUAGUGGCUAGCCAAGGUUAAAUCAUGUUUUGUGUCCAUAUAUUUUGUUAUGUCUAUUUUUAAACAUGCUACAGAGUAGUUGCUAAUAGUAGUUCAAAGAAGUGAGUAGUUUGAGAGGAAUUCAUUUUUUACACUCAUGUUUUGAUUUAGGCUCGUGUGCUGAGACUUAGUGAUGCUUUUGUAUAAUCUCAGCCAGUAGUUUUGAAAGUGGUGCUAAUUACAGUGCAUUCGUAAAGUAUUCAGACCCCUUGUCUUUUUCCACAUUUUGUUACGUUACACACUUAUUCAAAAAUGUAUUUAAUUGUUUUUUCCCUCAAUCUACACACAAUACCCCAUAAUGACAAAGCAAAAUUAUUAUUAUUUUUUUUAAAUUGCAAAUGUAAUUAAAAAUUAAAAACAUAUACCUUAUUAAGAUAAGAAUAAAAACUCUUUGCUAUGAGACUCAAAAUUGAGCUCAGGUGCAUCCUGUUUCCAUUGAUCAUCCUUGAAAUGUUUCUACAAAUUGAUUGGAGUCCACCUGUGGUAAAUUGAAUUAAUUGGACAUAAUUUGGAAAGGCACACACCUGUCUAUAUAAGAUCUCACAGUUGACAGUGCAAGUCAGAGCAAAAACCAAGCCAUGAGGUAGAAGGAAUUGUCCUAAGAGCUCCAACACAGAAUUGUGUCUAGGCACAGAUCUGGGGAAGGGUAUCAAAAAAUGUCUGCAGCAUUGAAAGUCCCCAAGAACACAGGGGCCUCCAUCAUUCUUAAAUUGAAGAAGUUUGGAACCACCAAGACUCUUCCUGAGCAAUCGGGGAAGAAGGGCCUUAGUCAGGGUGGUGACCAAGAACCCGAUGGUCACUCUGACAGGGCUCCAGAGUUCCUCUGUGGAGAAGGGAGAACCUUCCAGAAGGACAACCAUCUCUGUAGCACUCCACCAAUCAGGCCUUUAUGGUAGAGCGGCCAGACAGAAGCCACUCCUCAGUAAAAGGCACAUGACAGCCCGCUUGGUGUUUGCCAAAAGGCAACUAAAGGACUCUCAGACCAUGAGAAAAAAGAUUCUCUGGUCUGAUGAAACCAAGAUUGACCUCUUUGGCCUGAAUACCAAGCGUCACGUUUGGAGGAAACCUGGCACCAUCCCUACGGUGAAGCAUUGUGGUGGUGUUUUUCAGCGGCAGGGAGUGGCAGACUAGUCAGGAUCGAGGGAAAGAUGAACAGAGCAAAGUACAGAGAAAUCCUUGAUGAUAACCUGCUCCAAUGACCCUAAGCACACAGCCAAGACAAUGCAGGAGUGGCUUCAGGACAAGUCUCUGAAUGUCCUUGAGUGGCCCAGCCAGAGCCCAGACUUGGACCCGAUCGAACAUCUCUGGAGAGAAAAUAGCUGUGCAGCGAAUGCCCCCCCCCCCCCCCCCAUCCAACUUCAGAGCUCGAGAGGAUCUGCAGAGAAGAAUGGGAGAAACUCCCCAAAUACAGGUGUGCCAAGCUUGUAGGGUCAUACCCAAGAAGAAUCGAGGCUGUAAUCGCUGCCAAAGAUGUUUCAACAAAGUAUUGAGUAAAAGGUCUGAAUACUAAUGUAAAAUAUGAUGUCAGUUUUGUUAUUUUUUAUAUAUUUGCAAAAAUAUCUAAAAACCUGUUUUUGCAUUGUCAUUUUUGUGUAAUGUGUGUAGAUUGAACUAUUUAAUUCAUUUUAGAAUAAGGCUGUAACGUAACAAAAUGUGGAAAAGAUCAAGGGGUCUGAAUACUUUCCGAAUGCACUGUGGCUAGGUCAGGUUUUGGUUGAUGUGAAGUCAUUGUAUUACUAACAAAUGGUAUUAGCUGCCAUGAAACAGAUUUGUUUUGUUUUUGUUCUCUUAACCCAUAUCUUAUUGAAUGAGGGCCUUUCUUGUUUGACAAAUAGCUCCUAUUCCCUUGUUUGCAGGCUUGAUAGUAGCAGGAAAAUGCUGUCCCCUUUAUAAAUGCUUCAAUUAUUUUGCUAGUUUAUAUUUCUAAGCAUUUUUACCCAAAUCUCAAAGAGGGUAUUUCUUCCAAUCUUAUUUAACAUAUAAAUUAAAGGCAGGUUUGGUUCGUUUUGAAACCUGUUGAUUUAUAUUGCACAAUAUUUUGUCAUAACCUCAUGUUUGUUCAUCCCGACCUCAUCCACUUCUGGGUUUCCUGGUUCCUCUGUACUGAUUCUCAUGGACAACAGGGUUUAUACCCACUUGAUUUCGCUGAAAUCAUGGUAGCAUGGCAAUUUGAGCUUGCUGCCAAUGCUUGUACUACUAAACCAUAGAACUUUAAUCCUAUCAAAUGCUGUCACCUAAUCUCUGUCACAGAGGCAAUUGUUGACAGGAUAUUGUUUUGAUAAGACACAAAUAGAUAGUUUUGCGCUCAAACAUGUUUUAGGCUACAUCAUAGAACUCAGCUGUCCAGGUGACACCACCAAGCUAAAGAUAAACAGUUUAAGCUUUCCACAAGAUCCGCUUGCAUAUUUUCAAAGAAACCCAUUCCUCUUUCAUCUUCUUCUGUGUGUUGAUGUUUACAUUGUGGUGAAGUGCACUAAGGAAAAUGUAUAUUUUGACAUGAAUUUUGUAAACGAUACAAGGAAGAGGCAACAAUGGAGGAGCGUCACAUACCUUCAGUCAGAACCCAGGGCUUAGAUAUUAGGAACAGAUGAUCGUUUUAUGUCUUUGUACUGUACAUGUAUUUAUGUUUUGUAUUUUGAUAUCGGAGUCUUAAUGCCAUAUGCAUUAUUAUUAUACUUAAUAUUAUUAUAUUUUAGAGUAUACCAACAUACCAGUUGCACAAGUGAUGGGAACAACAAUGGCUGUAAAAAUGUGCCUAAAGGAUGAAGCUUGUUGGGGGAUCACAUAAGUGUUGCAGAAUGAGUUAUGUUGUGUUGAACACCAUCAUUUUGGGCCUUUUCUACACUACAGUAGUUCUGGAGGUUGAUAUUGUGUUACAUUUUACUUGCUGUUAUGUAACUGUCUGUACAUAUCAAAGGUUGGCGGUGGGAGGGGGUUCUUUCAGAGUCUCAACAGAUCCUCAAAAGAGGUCUAUAUUUUCAGAUUUAAUGAACUACUCAGAAGUCAGUGGUGGUGAAAUGAAAUUAUACCCAGGACAUGCUAUCUCGCAAAGCCGGUCAGAAUUGUUUACAACGAACAUGCUAUGUACAAUUUCAACAAAUGGUAUUUUGUAAUCCUGUAUUUCUAUGUACUGUGUAGGUAUUGUAUUGCAGUCUGUGCAUUUCAACACUACACCGUUUUAAAGGCUUUACUCAAGUACCUUUUUGGAACUGUAAAACUUCCGAACUGUUCUAUAAGAAUACAGUAUGAUGCAUUUUCUCUUGUUUGUUAGAUGCAUGCUGCAUGAGACAAGGACACAUAAUACUUGAUUGCAUGGUACUCUGGGUUUAUAUAGCCCAUGCUGGGGUUUCUACAGUGUGUCUAAUAGAGCAUUUGUGUGCAAAGUCAACUUUUGCACUUCCCUCUGACUCCUACUCAUCAUACCCUGAACCACAAAUAGACAACUGGUCUGUUUUCCUAAUAGUUGUAGUUCAUUUUCUGUGUGUGCUGGGAUGAAAUCUUCCACUCUCGGGAUGUGUAUGUCUAAUGUUUUUCACUUUCUCACCACUGCGCGGUAAAGAAUCUCUUUCGUCAUCUACGUCAUAAGGGAUGCAUGUGGUUCAUCAAGGGCUGGGAGUGACGCUUAGACGGUUAGGCUACGCAUAGCCCAUACAGUGGUUUGUCUCUCUUGCAUUUAACCCUCAUUUAAUUUUUUUCCCCAUUUUGUCUGCUAUCGAACGCCUCUGUCAACUUAGUUGUAGACAAGGGUACCUGUACACAUUGUCACACACUUACAGGGUCAAAUGGACACACAUGCAAAAACAUGUCCACAUUCAUUCUUUCCCUUUGUUUGAUUCUGUGAUUGAGUUAGAAAUACUGGAGGUACAGUGCUAAUGUCCAUUUGAUGUGAAUAUGGAGAGUAUGGUGGUGUUCAUAUGUUUUAUUCGAAGCCAGUUUUGUCUGACUAGUUUUUCUUUUUGUGGUUCUAACUGUAUGGCCGAGCGCUCUAUUCAAACAAAAGCAAAUGUUAGGUAAAUAGAUGGCUAGGAUGUGAAUAUGCCUACGGUUGGGUUGGACUAUUGAAUGUAUUUGCCGAGAAGUGCUUGUGUACCUGAGAAUCCUAACAAUUUUGCAGGCUCACAUCACUUUGCCUUGUUUGAACAUCUGUCUGCUUUUGUUUGAGUAGGGAUGCCGGCCAUCCUUGGUACAAGUGUCAAGAUGGAUCUAUUUUGUGUUUUUACUUGAUGUUUCCAAACGGUUUUAUAAUAAAUUGUUUCCGUAUGGCAUUUGAUAUUGAAGGCA